Molecule: messenger RNA, 2533 nt
Organism: Fundulus heteroclitus (mummichog)
Lineage: Eukaryota; Metazoa; Chordata; Actinopteri; Cyprinodontiformes; Fundulidae
Gene: piga
Product: phosphatidylinositol glycan anchor biosynthesis, class A
Exons: 7
Coding region: 259-1668 (469 amino acids)
Biological process (GO): GPI anchor biosynthetic process
Cellular component (GO): glycosylphosphatidylinositol-N-acetylglucosaminyltransferase (GPI-GnT) complex
Molecular function (GO): phosphatidylinositol N-acetylglucosaminyltransferase activity
Source: RefSeq, a predicted model, not a curated record
UCAUGAUCCGGAAGUGGCUUCGGUAGCUAACUUAUUAGCAUGGAGCCAACAGUUUCAAAAUGACAGCAGAGCAAAAGCCCAGAUGUAUGCUUUUUAACAAGUUUCUGCAAGACUCACAUUCAUGCCGAAGGUAAGUCUGUUAGGAUCCCGGAAACGUGACGUCGGGAGAGCCAAGAGGUGAAGAAAGGACGGUCGGUGGUAAUGCGAACAAAUCACAGAGAGGACUAACUGAGUUCAAACCAGAGGGACGACUGAACCAUGGGUCAGAGAAGGAGAGUUGGAGCUACACAUACGCCCUCGUCUCAGAGGGAUUCUGGGGACGCUUCCAAGGUCCACAGCCGGAAGCACAACAUCUGCAUGGUGUCAGACUUUUUCUACCCAAACAUGGGAGGAGUUGAAAGUCACAUUUACCAGCUGUCCCAGUGCCUGAUUGAAAAGGGACACAAAGUUGUAAUCGCCACGCACGCCUAUGGCAGGAGGAAGGGUGUCAGGUACCUGACCAACGGACUGAAGGUCUACUACCUGCCCCUGCAGGUGAUGUACAACCAGUCCACAGCCACCACCUGCUUCCACAGUCUCCCGCUGCUGCGCUGUGUGUUUGUCAGGGAGCGCAUCACCGUGGUGCACGCACACAGCUCCUUCUCUGCCAUGGGCCACGAUGCACUGUUCCAUGCCAAGACGAUGGGCCUGAACACGGUGUUCACUGACCACUCUCUGUUCGGCUUUGCCGACGUCAGCUCUGUGUUGACCAACAAGCUUUUGACGGUGUCACUGUGCGACACCAACCACAUCGUGUGCGUCUCUUACACCAGUAAGGAGAACACGGUUCUGCGGGCCACGCUCAACCCAGAGAUCGUGUCCGUUAUUCCCAACGCCGUCGACCCCACAGAUUUCGUUCCGGACCCUUCACAGCGUCCGCCCGACCGGAUCACGAUCGUUGUCAUCAGCCGUCUUGUCUACCGCAAAGGAAUCGACCUGCUCGGUGGAAUAAUCCCGGAGCUUUGCCUCAAACAUCCCGAUCUACAUUUCCUAAUCGGCGGUGAGGGGCCAAAGAGACUUGUGCUGGAGGAAGUGAGAGAAAAAUACCAACUUCAUGACAGGGUGCGUCUGCUCGGCGCUCUGGAACAUAAAGACGUGCGCAGCGUCUUGGUUCAGGGUCACAUCUUCCUCAACACGUCGCUCACCGAGGCCUUCUGUAUGGCCAUCGUAGAGGGAGCCAGCUGUGGACUGCAGGUGGUGAGCACCCGUGUGGGUGGAAUUCCCGAGGUGUUGCCCGAGGAUCUGAUCACGCUAUGUGAACCAACCGUGCGCUCCCUCUGCGGCGGUUUAGAGAAGGUAAUUGCAAAGCAGAGGUCUGGCGCCGUGCCCUCACCCGCCUCCAUCCAUGCCCGUGUGAAGAACCUCUACACCUGGAGAAACGUGGCGGAGCGGACGGAAAAGGUGUACGACAGAGCCGCUGGAGAAGAGGUGCUUCCGCUGGAGAAGAGGUUGCGGAGACUCCGGUCUCACUGCGGCCCCGUGGCCGGCUCCAUCUUCGCCUUCGUGGCGGUGCUGGACUUCCUCUUCCUGCUGCUCCUGCAGUGGUUGGUGCCGGACCGGCACAUGGACUUGGCUGUGGACGCCACGGGCCCCGACGGACAGUGGAGACAGAAAAAGGCAGAGAAGUGACGUCGGCUGCUGAUGUGUCAUGAUGCAGGCGGAGGAAAGAAAAACAGGAAAUUGCCUCACCCUCAGCUCCUGUGACAGUUGUAGGAGCGCAGUCAACUUUGUUAUGAUCUCUACUUAAGGCUCGAUAAGCUCAGGAGAAUGUGUUUACAGUUUAUUGACAAAAGGGACUGUGUUUUAUCUGGAGAAGGUUUUUGCACAUUUUAAUCAUUUAUACACUCACACAGCACUGUGCAUAAAUGGAGUUACCCUCAUUGCUUUAUACUUAACUUCUUAGGAGGCAGACCAUCUUGUUGUAUUUUUACUUGGUAUCGGGUUUUAGUCCUCCAGACAUUUUCAGUGGAAUAUUUCUAUAGUGUCCUCACCACAGCUCGGCAGAUUAUUUCUUAUCCUUAUUUUCUGUCCUCCAUAUGAUUAAAGUCACUCAUUUUUAACAUAUUCUGUCUGAUAUCAUGGUCAAGAAUAAGUACUGGACUUAAAACACGCACACACAAAAAAAAGCAGAGAAAAAUCCAAAGGAGGUUGUUGACGGAUCUUCAGAAAGCCUUGAGAACUACUGACCAAGACAAAGACACUGAGAUUGUGCCCCCCCCCCCAAGGAAGCAAAGUAUAAAGAACUCAAGCUUUUAAACGUUUGCACAGCGUCACUCUUUGCACACAGACAAGUGGAGUGGAAAGAGUAUUUAAAUAUGCAAAGAACAGCCAAAAAGCUGCAGUAUCUUCUCUUCUGUUACUGAUGGACCUUGAGCUACGACUUUUAAAAUGUACUUUCUGUAAAGAGCUGUAUAUCAUGGGGAGUUUUUCCAUGUGAUUGUUUGACUUAGUAACAAGUCGGUCGGGAAAAUAAAAGUACUUUUAAACUUAAAAA